This is a messenger RNA of Salvelinus fontinalis (brook trout), 6702 nucleotides long. RefSeq names its product centrosomal protein of 152 kDa-like. The record is from RefSeq and is a predicted model, not a curated record. Gene Ontology annotation, biological process: centriole replication. The transcript has 30 exons. Lineage: Eukaryota; Metazoa; Chordata; Actinopteri; Salmoniformes; Salmonidae. Bases 402 to 5837 code for a protein of 1811 amino acids. Gene Ontology annotation, cellular component: centrosome.
UCAACGGGGCGGCGAGUCGAAACACAGGAAGUUCAUUACUAUUAUUAGCCAGACAGAUUGAUAGCUAACUUUUGUUUUUCAUGAUAUAUACGCAGACGUUUUGUUCUGAUUGGCAACUGUUAACAAAACUGUACUCUUGUCAGGCUAGUACGUUAUUAGAUAGCAGUGCCCGUCAUGCCAGUCGUUCGAUGCUUUGUUUGUUUUCUGGUAAAUGGUUGCUAUGUUAGCUAGCUGAUGUUAGCUAACCAGUCCGAUCAUUUAUUGCCCAGCAUCAUGUGCAUCUGCUCUUUUAUAACGUUUAAAAUUAGAUUUUUUUUGGUCCUCGCUGAUAACAUUUAUCAUCGGAUAUCCACUUGUACUUCAAAUCAAAAGCUCUUCUCUCAGUAUUAGUACUGAUCAUCAUGUCCAUCGACUUUGAUAGUGCUGCUCUGCAAACUCAACAUGAGGAGGAGGAAUACGAUCCAGAGGACUAUGCCCGAGAGCAAGAGCUCCACAAGCUGCUCACUGACCUGCCUGAUGACAUGCUGGAGGACAGCAGAGACUCCUCCUCUCCUGAGCUGGACUGCUCUGCCUGCAGCAACCCAGACACACGGAACAGAUCACAACAGCCGACGUGGAAUCACCAACAAACUGAAUGGUCCGAUCACCAAACACCUGCCUCACAUGAAGAAAACUAUGAGAAGGACUAUGACCACGGCUCCUACCAUGAAGAGUACCCCUACGAGGAGGCUGCUGUGGUUGGGCAGCUCAACGGCCAUGCCAACCAUGCCAGUGUCCCCCAACAGGGCCACCCCCAGGCCUGGAACCAGCAAGGACUGACUGAGUACCAGCAUGAGGAGCAGCAGUAUGGUGAGGGAUACACAUACACCAGCGUGGGUACUGAGCAGUCUGCAGCAGCCGGCCCUGAUUUCUCCACGGAGGAAGGGGGGUAUGGCGAUGAGCUGUACCCACGUGGAGCUGUUCUCCCUGGGGUGGAGUACCAGAGAGUAGUGGGGGGCCGUGGGGACGAGCAGCACUACGCUGGUGGGGAUCAGAACAGCACCAGGAAACAUGUCCAAAAGUUUGACAGCGGGGGCUCAGGAGACCAUUAUAAGGCCAACUACAACCCCUACCAGCCUGCCGUUCAGCCCAAGAUGUUCAACUCGGAGGUCCCCCACCAGCACCUCGACGACCACUAUGACCAGCUGCAGAGAGACUUCCUGGACUCGGCACAGAGUACUGCAGACACUCAGCAGCUAGCCCAGCUUCAGAUCCUCAACAAGGCCCAGCUGAGACAGAUCGAAGACCUGGAGCAGAAACUGGAGGAUUCAAGACGCAAUAUGAGAUACCUGGAGCAUCAGUUUGCCAUCGUGAGAGAUGAGAAGGAGGGUCUGGCGGUGAGUCUGAAGGAGUCCUGCAGAGUGAUGGAGGAGGCCAAGGAGAGAGAGGUGCUGCUGCAGACUAGCGUUACGUCUCUGGAACUGCAGGUUCAGGCUCUUACCGACCGAGAUCAUGAGAACACCAAGAAGCAGCGUGUGGCGGAGGCGGCGGUGGACAGCAUGCAGCAACAGAUGACAGAACUGUGUCGGUCAGACAGUCUGUCUAGACUCCGAGAGCAACACGACAGAGACCUUACAGUGGUCAGAGAGCAGCACGACGCCAAGCUGUUGGUGUUACAGCAGAGACUGGACACCUGCAAUCAGGCCCUGGUAGAACAGGCGGAGGUGAUUCAGGGUCUGCGUGACCAGGUGAGGCAGCAGGAGAGACGGAGAGAGGAGGAGCAGGUAGAGAGAGCAGGAAUCAUCAACACUCUCACACAGCGCCUACAGGAGAGCCAACAGCAGUGUGCCAAACUGCUACAGACUGGUUCAGUCCAGGAGAUGGGCCAGCUGCAAAUGAAACUACAACAGACUCAGUCAGCCAAGACCAUGAGUGACAACAUGAACAAAGCCUUGCAGGAGGAGUUGUCUGAGCUGAAGGAGCAGAUCUGUCUGUAUGAGUCUGCUGUGAAACAUGGAGUCCUCUCUGUUGAGGUGACCAGGGGAGAUGUCUGGGAGAACCAGCUGUCUGACUCCUAUGUAGACCUGGGGAUCAAGAAGACUCACUGUAAGAACGGACAAAUUCACAGCACUCCUCUGGUGGAAAUGUCUGAGCCCAACUCAAAGCUGCCCAGAGAGAAGGAGGACGGGGCUGUGAAGGAGCUCCGGGCAGAGUUACAGCGCUGUCUGGCCAGUCUGAAGGGGAAGAGGCAAAGGAUCGGUCAGCUACAGGACCAGCUACGGGACUCACAGGGACGGGUGGACCAGCUACAGACCAAGCUAGACCAGCUACAGACCAAGCUAGACCAGCUACAGACCAGCAACACAGCAGAAACCAGACCAAUGGACACACAUCCAGAUGUAGCUUCCCAGAAAGAGCUGUCCAGGCUGCAGGAGGACAGGCAGCGCCUGCAAGAACGCCUCGAGACGCUGGAGAUGAAGAACGUGGAGCUGAAGCAGAGGGAGGAGAAAGUGAAGGGGGCCAACUCUGAGCUGUGUACCAAGAUGAGAGAGAUGAUCCAAGAGCUGGACCAGGAGAAGCAGGAGGCUGCUCAGAGGUAUGAGCGGACCCAGCAGCAGUUCAGAGACGACGUAGUGAACCGUGUUCGUUCAGAACUCACCCUGGAACACACAGCUCAGAUAGAUGACAUCACGGCAGACCACCAGCUGCAGAUACAACAGCUACAAGCCAAGCUGUGUGAGGUGAAUGGAGAGAUGGUGGCAGUACAGGAGUGUUACAUCUCACUAUGCAAGGACAAAGACAGGCUGGAGGAAAACCUGCAGGGAAGAAUGGAGGAGGAGCAGAAGAUGAAGAGGGAGAAUGAGCUGGAAACUCUAGAGGAGAACAGAGCUGCUCUGGAGAAGCUGAGGUCAGACCUGGAGAGCCAGCAUCAGGAGAAUGUCACCAAGCUCAGAGCCCUGUGGUCUGAAGAGAAGGACAAGGAGCUCAGACAAGAGGUCCAAACCCAGCUGACCAAGGCCAAGGCUACCUGGAGGGAGGAGAAGGAGGAGAUGGACAGGUCCUGGACUCGGAGGCUGGAGGCAGCCGUAGCAGACGCCAGAGGACCGAGAGCCACAGAUACCCAGGAGUCUCAGACGGACCUAACUGAGGAGGAGAAGGCCUGUCAGACACCCAGCCCUGAGAGGGCCAAGGCUGCUCCAGGCUGCACUAUUGAGGAGCUGGACACCAGGCUCCGGGAACAGAGGCUCCAGCUGCAGCGAGAGGCAGACACGGCACGACGCAGAGCAGUGGAGGAUGCUGGGAAACGAGUCCAGAAAGAACUACAGGAGAAACACUUGGAGGACAUGUCCAAACAGGUUGAAGGAGCAGUAAGCAGAGCCUACAGCCGCUGGCUCCAGGACCUCCCCUCCCUGCCGGAGUACAAGGCAGCGCUCCAGAGAGAACGAGAGAAGUGGGAGAAAGUACAGGAGCAACACGUUCAACAACAGGUGUCCCUAGCCCUGAGAGAAGCAGAGGAGAGGCUGAGGAGUUCGGAAGAGGACGAGCAGGGAGGAGCAGGAGGAGACCAGAGGGUUGAGGAGCUCCAAGAGGAGGUGCGGCGUUGGAGGCAGCUGGAGGAGGACCUGAAGACCGAGGUGGAGGAGGUGGCACAUCUGCAGAGCCAGGUGGAUGAUCUGCAAAGCCAGCUAGACCAUGAGAGGGAGGAGAAGGCUGCCCUGCUGAAAGCCGAGCUACUUGCAGCCAGAGCCUCCUGGAACAGAGAGAAACAGCAGGAGAUCUCCUCCCUGCAGGCCUUCCAGGAGGAGAAGCUGAAACAGGCGCAGAAGGAUGUGCGGAAGGAGGCGAAUGCGGAGGCGGAGCGCCAGAGGAAAGAGCUCCUUUUGCAGAAGGAAGCUGAGCUGCAGCAGGCUCUGAGGGACCGAGAGGAGGACUGGAAGAGGCAGGAGGAUAGAAGGGGCAAGGAGGAGAGGAGGCAGGGCAGAGCGGAGGAACGGGAGGAGGUGCUCCAGGAGCUUAAGGCUGGGCUGAAGGAGGUGCAGUCUGUGCUCCUCAGAGUAGGAGCCCACAAGGAUAACGGAGGAGAGGUGGAGGGGAGGAGGAGAGCCAGUGGGAGCAUCAGGGAACUCCUCAUGUCUACCUGUAAAGACCUCCUCCUUAAAGCUGUAUCCCAGGCCAAGAAGGAGUGGAAGAAGAUCAGUGAGGAGAGGCUUGGCCGGGUGCUGAAGGAAACUCGGGAGCGUCAUGAGAAAGAACUCAACCAGAUUCAUAGCUCCACUGCUCAGACGGAAGAGGGUGGUUGUGGGAAGCAGUGUGCUGAGACCGUGUCCGAGCUGCAGAAGAAGAGUCGGGACCUCCAGAGGCAUCUAGAGAAGGCCUGCAGACAGCUACAGAUGACCGUCAAGGACCACAAGGCCUCAAUGCAGUGCCUCAAAGAUGAGCACGAGGUGGCCCUACGGAAAGAGAAAAAGGACAACCUGCUGAAACUUGAAGAAUUGAAAAGCUCUGCAGCCAAAGAAUCCUCUGUGGGUACAGACAUAGAGCAGAGUCUCCAUGCUGGCCUUGAAGAGAUGAGGGAGCAGUACAUGACGGCUGUUGAGAAAAUCAGAGGUGACAUGCUACGCUACCUCAAGGAGAGUAAGGAGCGAGCAGCGGAGAUGAUCCGUGUCGAGGUGCUGAGAGAGAGGCAGGACACAGCCAGGAAGAUGAGACGCUACUACCUCACCUGUCUACAGGAACUUCUAGAGGACGGGGGGAGGGCCACAGGGGCUGAGAAGAAAAUAAUUCACGCUGCGAGUAAACUGGCAGCCAUGGCCAAAGUGUUGGAGACCCCUACCAAGAGGAAAACGGGAAAGAGCCACAGCUUACCGGGCUCGUCAUCAAAGACAGAGGCCGCUCCUGACAACCAUCCAGGCAACGCUUCAGGUUCCCCUUCUAAUAAAACCCGAUGUCCAGCAAGCCACUUCCCUGAGUUCACCAUGUCCAGUGGUGAUGAGGGGAGGAUCCUGAAGGCCAAGACGUACUCUGACCCUGACUCCAAAACCACCUCAGCUGCAGUCAACACCACCUGGAAUACUAGGCCUGUGAGUAAACCCACCCACCUGAACCUCCUGACCAAUGGAAAGGAGAACGGAGCCCCUGCAAACAUGCUUGGGAAACCCCAUGUCUCUUCAGGACUCUUCCUCUCACUUCCUCCUCACAAAUCCUCUCAUCAAAUUGGUAAAACCUCCCUCGACUGUUACCGUGGUGAUUUUACUAACGUUACUCUGAGGACCCAGACCAGCAGGGAGCUGUACCUGCAGGGGGCGGAGUCGGGGAGAUCAGACGAUGACAACUUCCUGUGUCACCGUAGUAACGCUAAACCCUUCCUGGUCCAGGAGGAGCUUCCCGUUAGAGACGAAGGAGGAUCAAGCGAUUGGAGUUUGUCCAGUAAUGGGUCCCAAGAUGGCCGCCACGUCCUCGCAGUUUCCUCUCACCCAGGCAGAAAAAUGGAAACUGUGAAACGGUUCCCUUUGCGUGGAUCUUCUUCAGCUGAUGACCUGGGUGAUUUCGAUAACCUCGCCACUGACAACUCUGACGUGACAGUUUACAAAGACUUUGUCAAUGUUCAGUCUUGCGCCAAAUCCUCGACUUUCCCCAGUGUCCCGCCUCAGACCAAAGCUUUAACUCCGUCUGUCCCCACUAUGAAGACUGGUAGUAGUAGAUCAGGUCACAGAGAGCCUGUCCCUGGCUCUGAGGGGGACUGGCAGAAUCAGAACCAGCUCCAGAACAGGCUGUGUUCUACGAGUCUGUUCUCUGAGCUGAAGCGGAGUCAACAGCAGGACGGUGGUUUUGACGAUCCAUUCUCUCAUCGGAAAUAAGAGCUAACAGUCCUAAGACUCUGUAUGAUCCUGUUCUUAUAAAGGGAGGAAAUGGAGCAAGUGGAGAUUUCAGUGAGUCUUGAAUUUUGUAUUUUAGCUUUACAUUUACAUUAUUUGAGUCAUUUAGCAGACGCUCUUAUCCAGAGUGACUUACAGGAGCAGUUAGGUUUAAGUGACUUGCUCAAGGGCACAUCGACAGAUCUUUCACCUCGUCGGCUUGGCGAUUGGAACGAUCUUAACCGCUCGGCUACCUACCGCCCCACAUGAUAUGAUGUGGGAAAUGACUGAGGUAAUCAUUACGCCGAGGUAAUCAUUACGCCGAGGUAAUCAUUACGCCGAGGUAAUCAUUACGCCGAGGUAAUCAUUACGCCGCGGCAAUCAUUACGCCGCGGCAAUCAUUACGCCGAGGCAAUCAUUACGCCGAGGUAAUCAUUACGCCGAGGUAAUUCUAAAUUGCCACAAACGUGUACAAGUAAACCUCGUGUUCAUGUGUGUUAGGACCAAUAGCAAUCUUAGGUUGUGGUGUGCAGUGAAUGUGCCUUCAAGAACGGAUGGAUACGUAGUAGGAUACAAGCCUUGUGUGACCCUGGCUUCUUUCUAGUCAAUGAUUUCCACGUUUCUAAAACGUUACACUUCUUCUGUCUUGUGUUCUUUUUAAUGUUUUUUUAUCUGUACUGAAGGAUUUAUUUUAUUUUUGUUUUUCUAAAUUAAACUAUUUUUUAUAUCAAGGUUUUGAGAGAUGCUGUGCAUGUAACAAAAUACACUUCUUUAUAAUAAAAAUGAUGUUGCUUUAAUCUAAUUUAUAAUAACUUUUCGUUUAGAUCUUAAUGAUGUGGACUGUAAUAAAAAGGGUUCUAUUAACUCA